This is a messenger RNA of Rhineura floridana, 1745 nucleotides long. It is a transcript of the gene RPP40, whose product is annotated as ribonuclease P/MRP subunit p40. The transcript is spliced from 9 exons. Gene Ontology annotation, biological process: tRNA 5'-leader removal; tRNA 3'-end processing; endonucleolytic cleavage in ITS1 to separate SSU-rRNA from 5.8S rRNA and LSU-rRNA from tricistronic rRNA transcript (SSU-rRNA, 5.8S rRNA, LSU-rRNA). The record is from RefSeq and is a predicted model, not a curated record. Gene Ontology annotation, molecular function: ribonuclease P activity; ribonuclease MRP activity. The coding region runs from base 295 to 1389 and encodes 364 amino acids. Lineage: Eukaryota; Metazoa; Chordata; Lepidosauria; Squamata; Rhineuridae. Gene Ontology annotation, cellular component: multimeric ribonuclease P complex; ribonuclease MRP complex.
UGAAUUGCCAGUAUGCCAGCCCUAUCAACAUUCUCUUCCAACAAUCAGCUGUUUACUUUUUUAAAAAAAAUCCAGAGACACUCACCAUUACCUCUCUACCCGUCACUUCUGCUCCAAGUAACUGAGGGCAUCUAAGCAGGGGCAGGCGUGCUUCCCUAGCAGCUAGCACGCAUGCGCAAGUCUUCCCGCCAGCUAGAUCCUCUUAUACGACUGAGUGACGUCUAUGCGCCGCCUCCCUUUUGGCCGGGUUGAGCUUCCGCAGGUGGUGGCGCGCGAUCGCAGAAGGCAUUGAGGAUGUUUGUGCCGUUGCGGUGGCUCCGCGAGCUUCCUCGUCAUCUGCUGAUAUGCGAGAGAAGCCAUAUGCGGCACGAGCGGUCCCGCCACGCGGCUCACGUGCGGGACCACGCCUUCAAUUGCCGGGUGUCCUUUUUGAUCCCCGAUUGUGGAACAGUUCCAGAAGCACUAAAAAAUGCACUUGCAGAUGUUGGGCAGUACUACCUGGUGAAGAAUUUGCCGCUUCAUGAGUUAGUUGCACAAGAAUUUAUUAACACAUUUGUGAAGAAAGGUUCUUGUUAUGCUCUUACAUAUACAACGAGGAUUGACCAAGACAGUACAGCUGCUCUUCUACCAACAGGCAAAUUAAUUCUAUCAGUAGACAAGGAUACCUAUGAAGAGCUUGGACUGCAAGGCCGUCCUUCUCUAUAUUCUGGUAAAAAGCCCAUGCGAUACAUUAUUACUGUUGACUUGACUGAUUCAGCCUGUGGUCCUGAUAGUAAGAAAUACAACAGAGUGAUCUGGACCUUGAAAGAAAAAAAGGUGCUAGAGUUUGAUUUCUUGCUGGCUUGGCACCACACAGGAUCAGAAGAACCAUCAAGUUUGAUGUCAUACUUUUCCAAAAACCAAAUACAGGCAUAUCAGCCAAAAAUCACAUUCAACACAUUAAGAAAUGUGCAGUGUCCAGUUCUGGAGAAUAAUAAACUGCAAGGAGAGCCAGAAGCAGCAUGCAGUGCACAGGAAUUCUUUGAAUGGCUGGGUGCCAUUUUCACUCAUGUUGGCUUAGAAAACACGUCCUCUAGUUUCUUAUCAACAUAUUCAUGCCCUCAGCCAAGUACAUUGGUAGAACAAGCUUUGUUGUGUACAGUAACCGGUUUUAUACUUCCAGAGAAGAUAAUUCAUUUAUUGGAACAAAUACGUUCCUAUUUUGAAGAACCAAAAUUGGCUGAUUGGAUAUCUCUGGUUGUGCAUGGCUUUGCUGACAGCCCUGUUUCCUGGAAAGAAAGUGAACAUGGUUUCCUGAAGGGGGGAGAGAAUUUAUACAACUUUGUAAUUUUUAGGAGCUUGGACUACUGGCUUCAAAUGGCAGUUGGAGCAUAUGAUGAUUGUCCUUAAAUAAUUACUAGUGAAGGCAUUGUAUAAUAGGCAUCCUUGUAAAAUUAUAAAAGUGUGACUUUUAAACGUCGGGGUGACAUUUAUUAUCUAUCUGACUUGAAGUCAAACACAAAGGAGAAAAAAAAUUCUUAAUGAUUUUUUUAAAAUUUGUUGUGUGUCUGUGUUAGCAAGGGUUUACCAACAACAGCAAAUUUUAUUUGCGGUCAUAGACCCAACAAAGUAACAAAGGGUUUACCUUACAUUUGAGCUUUGAGUUAGCAGCCACAAAACAUUUUGUGGCACGGUGAAAACAAGCAUGGCUACCAUGGUUUGGUUUAAUAUCCUGGUGUAUGUGAUUUGCUUUGUAAAUAAAAAUG